Aspergillus aculeatinus CBS 121060 is the source of this 2914-nucleotide messenger RNA. RefSeq names its product protein O-mannosyl transferase (gene pmt2). Gene Ontology annotation, cellular component: membrane; endoplasmic reticulum. Gene Ontology annotation, molecular function: dolichyl-phosphate-mannose-protein mannosyltransferase activity. NCBI's taxonomy places the organism in Eukaryota, Fungi, Ascomycota, Eurotiomycetes, Eurotiales, Aspergillaceae. The coding region runs from base 439 to 2658 and encodes 739 amino acids. The record is from RefSeq and is a predicted model, not a curated record. Gene Ontology annotation, biological process: protein O-linked glycosylation via mannose. The transcript has 5 exons.
CUCACUUUCACCUGAAUGUGCUGCGCCUUUUCCAUGCCUGUCUUUGCCCCUCGCCAUUUCCUUCAAUCUUCUCUUGGUCCUGCAGUCCACUUCUGUCAAGAACUUCAAUCUUUUUAUUUUUCGUGUUAACUUCCUACUUACCUUGUCGAAUUCUUCUGAAAACAACUCAUCCCACUGCCACUGCAAAUCCUUUAUCUAAACCCCUUACAUUCUUUAAAACAGUCAUCUUCCGCAGUCUUUCUCUACUGACAUAUGAAGCUUCUCGCGGGACUUCAAGAGAUGACCCCUUUCAUUUGAAAUCAAGUCUCAAUCUUCGCUAGGUUCACUGUGCCAGAUUGUGCCAGUUCAAGACUGUGCUAUCCAGUCCCUUUCACUUUCAGCUACAAAAGCUACAACAGACGUCUUUCUUACUCUUUCUCUUCCCUUUCUCUCUGAGCUAUGGCCGAAACAACCGGCUCAAGCACUGGUGCGAAUCUCGCACCUGAUUUAAGGCGCAGGACGAUUGCACGUGGGGGGAAGCCGAAUGUUACAUCAGAUCAAAAUCACAAUGCUGAGAUGGAAGUGAAAUACAAGCCUCGACCGGAUUCUGACAUAGCCUACUGGGAGCCUAUCAUCGCACCGUUGCUGCUCACAGUAAUGUCUAUUUUCACUCGCAUGUAUCGCAUUGGACGUUCGAACAUUGUCACAUGGGAUGAAGCGCAUUUUGGCAAAUUUGGGUCCCAUUAUCUGAAGCGCGAAUUCUACUUCGAUGUUCACCCCCCGUUAGGCAAGAUGCUGGUCGGACUAUCCGGGUAUCUGGCUGGCUAUAACGGCUCCUUCGAGUUUAAGUCCGGAGAACAAUACCCUCAGGAUGUCAAUUACACCUUCAUGCGUGUAUUCAAUGCUGCCUUUGGUGCAGCUUGCGUCCCUUUGGCAUAUUUUACCGCUCGCGAGCUCGGUUUUCGCCGAGCCACUGUGUGGCUUAUCAGCUUGAUGGUACUAUUUGAGAACUCGUAUGCGACAAUCUCGAGGUUCAUUCUACUCGAUUCUAUGCUACUAUGUUUCACUUUCACAACCACUCUAUGCUGGGCGAAGUUCCAUCGAUUGCAGACGAAUAGUUUUUCCCUCGAAUGGUUCACAUGGCUUUUUCUCACCGGCGUUAGCAUUGGCUGUGUCUGCAGCGUCAAAUGGGUUGGAUUUUUUUGCACAGCGAUCGUCGGGCUGUACACAGUUGAAGACCUAUGGAACAAAUUCGGCGACGUUAAGAUGCGAAGGGCUGUGUUAGCGAACCACUUGCUGGCUCGCAUUGCAGGCUUGAUACUUCUGCCAUGUAUCGUCUACAUCCUCUCGUUCUACGCCCAUUUUUGGAUCUUGGAAAAUAGUGGCCCUGGUGACGCCCAAAUGAGUUCACUCUUCCAGGCAAAUCUUAAGGGGACUGAAGUUGGGCAGGACAGUCCUCUUGAAGUUGCUUUUGGCUCGAGGGUUACCCUGAAAAACAUGGGCUACGGUGGUGGCCUGUUGCAUUCGCAUGUUCAAACUUAUCCUGAAGGAUCUGCUCAACAGCAAGUCACAUGUUACCACCAUAAAGACGCGAACAAUGACUGGUUUAUCUACCCCAAUCGACAGGAUAUGGAGUAUGAUGCCAAUGGCCCACUGAGGUUUAUCGGCGACGGCGAUGUGGUACGCUUAAUUCAUGGGCAAACAGGCCGAAAUCUACACUCGCAUGCGAUCCCAGCGCCAGUAACUAAAGGCCACUACGAAGUAUCCUGCUAUGGCAACAUUACUAUUGGAGACGACAAAGAUCAUUGGGCAAUUGAAGUUGUUGACGAUGUCGCUUCCAAGGACAGGAGUAGAGUCCGAACCCUUACCACGGCGUUUCGCCUGAAGCACCCUGUCCUAGGUUGCUACCUGAGGGCUGGAAAUGUGAAUCUCCCACAGUGGGGCUUCAAGCAGAUUGAAACUACCUGUGUCAAGGAAAAUAAGCCCAAUGAUGUGUAUACGCACUGGAAUGUCGAGUCCCAUUACAACGAGAGACUUCCACCGGGAGAUCCUGGCUCUUACAAGUCGCCAUUCUGGAAAGACUUCAUUCAUUUGAAUGUCGCCAUGAUGACAUCCAACAACGCCCUGGUCCCUGAUCCAGACAAGCAGGACGAUCUCGCCUCAAAGUUCUGGCAGUGGCCAAUUUUGAACGUUGGUCUCCGCAUGUGUUCCUGGGAUGAUACCACUGUCAAAUACUAUCUUCUAGGAAACCCUUUCGUAUACUGGGGCAGUAGUGCCAGUCUCGCUGCCUUCGGACUUCUAGUUUUCUGGUACCUUGUGCGCUGGCAGCGAGGCUACAAUGAGCUCACACAAGCUGAAAUUGACCAUAUACAUUACUCAGGAUUAUAUCCGGUUGUGGGGUGGAUCCUGCAUUACUUACCUUUCGUGGUUAUGGCACGGGUGACCUAUGUUCAUCAUUACUAUCCGGCUCUGUAUUACGCCAUACUUACAUUUGGGUUCUGUGUCGAUUGGUUCACUCGGACGGCCAGUGAUAAGUUACGCGUGGUAUUAUAUACAGUGUUGUAUAUUGUGAUAUUCGGGUUGUUCUUAUACUUCCGUGUUGUGGUAUUUGGUAUUGAGGGCCCAAGCCAGAAUUGGAAGCAUCUAAACUGGCUGAGUGGGUGGAAAAUUGGUAAUUGAGGUUCAAUCUUCCCAUCACACCAAAAUGUCGACCUUCUUCCUAGGACCUACUGGCCUGCUCCAUUGCUCCAUCAUUUUUUGAUUUAACAUGUCCACUAGGGCGCCUGCUCAUUUACUUGAGCAACCGAAUCUAUGUUGUAUUUCAACCACAAUUCAUGGGAGAAGCCUCCUUCCGUCUCAGAUCUCUUGGAGACAUCCUUGAGCAAUCUGUUCUUUUAUUUGUGGAUGUAGUUUGCCAGACAUGUAGAAUACGUGG